ACAGACCAAAGAAGAACAGAUACUGAUGAUACUGGAAGCAAUGACCGACUCAGAUUAAGUCUGAGGCCGGUAACAUCAACAGUGAGGACAAACACAGCCUGCCUCUCUCCUUCCACACUGAGUAGAAACCUACAGUCACUGGGUCCUGAUUGUGACAGUGGAGCCCAGUUUGCACUGCAGGAUCCAGAGAUGGCAUCAGUGAAGCUGGAAGACUGCAGUCAAACACUGGAGCUGAAUGUAAACAUUAAAGAUGAAGAAGAGGAGGAGAAGAUUAGGACAACUCUUAGUCAAGGAUACCAUGUUGAGACAUUAUCUACAUCCAGAGAGCAACAGCAGGAAGAUGACAGAGCUAAGAGGUCUCAUCUCUGCCCACAUUGUGAAGAGAUUUUCCCAUUUCUAUCAAAGCUAAAACUACACCUAAAAAUACACACAGGAGAGAAGCCUUACUCCUGCUCUGGCUGUGGAAAAUGCUUCAAAACAUCAACGGUGCUAAAACUUCAUCGGAGAACACACACAGGAGAGAAGCCUUUCUACUGCCCUGACUGUGGAACUCGUUUCUCUCGAGUUUCCCACUUAAAAAGACACAAACGUAUACAUACUGGGGAGAAGCCAUACUCCUGCUCUGACUGUGGAAAAUGUUUUAAAACAUUAAAUGAGCUAAAAGUCCAUCAGAGAACACACACAGGUGAGAAGCCUUUCUUCUGCCCUGACUGUGGAACUAGUUUCUCUCGAGUUUCCCACUUAAAAAGACACGAACGUAUACAUACAGGGGAGAAGCCAUACUCCUGCUCUGACUGUGGAAAAUGUUUUAAAACAUUAAAUGAGCUAAAAGUUCACCAGAGAACACACACAGGAGAGAAGCCUUACGUCUGCUCUGACUGUGGAAAAUGCUUCACAACAUCAAGUGAUCUAAAAGUUCAUCAAAGAACACACACAGGAGAGAAGCCUUUCUUCUGCCCUGACUGUGGAAUUAGUUUCUCUCAACUUUCCAACUUAAAAUCACAUGAACGUAUACAUACAGGAGAGAAGCCUUACUCCUGCUCUGACUGUGUAAAAUAUUUCAAAACAUCAACUGAGCUAAAAGUUCAUCAGAGAACACACACAGGAGAGAAGCCAUACUCCUGCUCUGACUGUGGAAAAUGUUUUAAAACAUCAACUGAGCUAAAAGUUCACCAGAGAACACACACAGGAGUGAAGCCUUAUUCCUGCCCUGACUGUGGAACUAGUUUCUCUAAACUUUACCACUUAAAAUCACAUGAACGUAUACAUACAGGGGAGAAGCCAUACUCCUGCUCUGACUGUGGGAAAUGUUUUAAAACAUUAAAGGAGCUAAAAGUACAUCAGAGAACACACACAGGAGAGAAGCCUUACAUCUGCUCUGACUGUGGGACUAGUUUCUCUCAACUUUCCCAUUUAAAAUCACAUGGACGAAUACAUACAAGGGAGAAGCCAUACUCCUGCUCUGACUGUGGAAAAAAAAUUAAAACAACAAAUGAGCUUAAAGUUCAUCAGAGAACACACACAGGAGAGCAACCUUACAUCUGCUCUGAUUGUGUAAAAUGCUUCAAAACAUCAACUGAGCUUAAGGUUCAUGAGAGAACACACACAGGAGAGAUGCCUUACGUCUGCUCUGACUGUGGAAAAUGCUUCACAAAAUCAACUCAUCUAAAAGUUCAUCAGAGAACACACACAGGAGAGAAGCCUUACGUCUGUUCUGACUGUGGAAAGUGCUUCAAAACAUCAAAUGAGCUAAAAGUUCAUCAGAGAACACACACAGGAGAGAAGCCUUAUGUCUGUUCUGACUGUGGAAAGUGCUUCAAAACAUCAACUCAUCUAAAAGUUCACCAGAGAACACAUACAGGAGAAAAGCCUUACUCCUGUUCUGACUGUGGGGUAAGUUUCUCUCGACUGGAUACCUUAAAAAAACAUCAACAUAUACAUGGAGAGAAGCCAUACUCCUGCUCUGCCUUUGUAAAAUGCUUCAAAACAGCAACUGAGCUAAAAGUUCAUCAGAGAACACACUCAUGAGAGAAGCAUGCUUACAUCUGCUCUGACAUUUGGGUGAGUUUCUCUCACCAUAGCAACUUAACACACACCAAUGUAUACACACAGGAGAGAAGCCUUACUCCUGCUCUGUGGAGGGUUGGGCGUGUAAGUUAAAUGUCUAGCCAAAGGCUGUGUGUUUGAAUCUCAUCAAGGAGGACUUUAGCAUUUUAGCUAAUUAAGCAACUUUGCAACUACUUACUACUUUUUAUCUAUGUUAGCAUGUUAGCUUAGCAUGCAACUACUUAGCAUGUUAGCUAACCUUUCCCUAAACCCAUUUAACUCUACAUUACGCCCCUCACCCUAACCUAGCUAAUGUUUGUAACAACAAAUUGGAAUUUGUAACAUAUCAUACAUAUUACAAGUUCGUAACAUAUUGUAUGAAUAGCAAUGCGUAAGAUAACAUACGAAUUGUAAAUCGUAACAUAUGAUAAUAACAUCCUAUAAGUCGUAUUAUACUAAACAACAAUCUAAAUACAACAAUUUCAAAUAUUUACAGUUCGUGUAAGGAAAUCAGGCAAUUGAAAUAAAUCAGGUUCUAAUCUAUGGAUUUCACAUGACUGAGCAGGGGCUCAGCCAUGGGUGGGACUUGGGAGGGCAUAGACCCACUUGGGAGCCAGGCCCAGCCAAUCAGCAUGAGUUUUUCCCCACAAAAGGUUUUUAUUACAGACUGAAAUACUACUCAGCCCGCCCCCCCUCACAAUCUUGCAGGUGAAGAGGUCCUGUGCUGCUGUGGUUACAUGUGAUCUGCAGUUGUGAGGCCAGUUGGAUGUACUGCCAAAUUCUCCAAAAGGACGUGAGAGGUUGCUUAUGGUAGAGAUAUAAAUAUUGAGUUAUCUGGCUAUGGUGGACGUUCCUGCAGUCAUCAUGACAAUUGCAUAUUCCCUAAACUUGAGACAUCUGUGACAUUGAUGUUGUGUGGCCAUUUAUUGUCCCCCGCUGUUUUAUCAGCAUCUUAUGCCACACCUGUCAGGUGGAUGGAUUAUCUUGACAAAGGCUGAAAUGCUCACUUACAGAGAUAUAAACAAAGUUGUGCACAACAUUUGAGAGAAAUUAUGUUUUUGUGCAUAUUGCUGGAAUUUUUUAUUUCAGCUCAUGAAACCAACAUGUUUAGUUUAUAUUUUAGUUACGUUUUUAUUGGUAGGCCUAACAUACUAAAUGGAGUGGCAUGGAUGUUUUUGUAAUACAUAAUACGUUUUGCUCUGAGACCAAGUUGUCCCUCUGCAGUAUUCUGUGGUAAGGAGCUAGUGGACACUUGUUUUAUUGAACCUUUAUUUAAAUAGGCAAGUCAGUUAAGAACAAAUUGUUAUUUACAAUGAUGGCCUAGGAACAGUGGGUUAACUGCCUUGUUCAGAGGCAGAACAACAGAUUUACCUUGUCAGCUCGGGGAUUUGAUCUUGCAACCUCUUGCAACCUUUUGGUUACUGCCACUAGGCUAUCUUCCGCCACCCCUAACAUGUAUCAGAUAGCGAUGAUCACUUUUCACCAUUAGUUUGGGGGGAUUAUUUUACAACCUUAUUUAAUGAUACACAGUUUAUGAAAUUAAUACAUGUGUUUAUUAAUUGUCUUUAAAACUAGAUGAGUUAUUUUAGUUAUUGAUCAUGAAUGUGUUUGGAUAACUGCAUUGAUGCAAACUUUAUUGAUCUGCCAAUGAAAAAUAAAGUUACAUGAAUAUGUACUGGUCAACCUCUUCUUCUGUUUAGUAUUCAGUUCUUCAUAUUAG
This is a messenger RNA of Oncorhynchus mykiss (rainbow trout), 3766 nucleotides long. Lineage: Eukaryota; Metazoa; Chordata; Actinopteri; Salmoniformes; Salmonidae. The record is from RefSeq and is a predicted model, not a curated record.